This is a messenger RNA of Cuculus canorus (common cuckoo), 5582 nucleotides long. RefSeq names its product DnaJ heat shock protein family (Hsp40) member C3 (gene DNAJC3). Gene Ontology annotation, biological process: protein folding in endoplasmic reticulum. Lineage: Eukaryota; Metazoa; Chordata; Aves; Cuculiformes; Cuculidae. Bases 155 to 1669 code for a protein of 504 amino acids. The record is from RefSeq and is a predicted model, not a curated record. The transcript is spliced from 12 exons. Gene Ontology annotation, molecular function: misfolded protein binding; protein-folding chaperone binding. Gene Ontology annotation, cellular component: endoplasmic reticulum.
CGGCGCUCGCCGCGUCCGUCCGGGAGAGAGCGCGCCCAAUCAGAGGAGCCCACGACCCAACCCGGAAGUAGUUGGAGCCUUCGGCGGCGGCGCCGCGAUCGCCGCUUUGGCCUUUGCGGGAACGGGACGGGAGCGGCGGGAGGAGGAGGAGGACAUGGUGUCUCCCGCGGCCUCCGUAGGCCGCCUGGGCUCCGCGCUGCCCUUCCUGCUCGUGCUGUGCGAUCUGCUGUACCAGGGCGCUGAAUGUGGAAUAAAUGCAGAAGUAGAAAAACAGCUUGAAAUGGGAAAGAAGUUAUUGGCUGCUGGACAGCUAGCAGAUGCUUUGUCUCACUUCCAUGCGGCUAUAGAUGGAGACUCUGAUAACUACAUUGCUUAUUACCGAAGAGCCACAGUGUACUUAGCCAUGGGCAAAUCUAAAGCAGCAAUUCGUGAUUUAAGUAAAGUUGUAGAAUUAAAGCAGGACUUCACAUCAGCAAGAUUACAGAGAGGACACUUACUGCUGAAGCAAGGGAAAUUUGAUGAAGCAGAGGAUGACUUUAAAAAUGUGCUCAAAUCCAACCCUAGCAAUAAUGAGGAAAAAGAAGCCCAAACCCAGCUGACAAAAUCUGAUGAGCUACAGCGCCUGCAUUCACAAGCACUAUCUGCCUACCAGCAAGAGGAUUAUGAAGCUGCUAUUUCUCUUCUUGAUGAAAUCUUGGCAGUUUGUGUUUGGGAUGCAGAGCUACGGGAACUUCGAGCUGAGUGUUAUAUAAAGGAAGGGGAACCAAGCAAAGCCAUUAGUGACCUGAAAGCUGCUGCCAAAUUAAAGAAUGAUAAUACUGAAGCCUUCUAUAAAAUCAGCAGAAUAUAUUAUCAGCUGGGGGACCAUGAAUUAUCACUCAGUGAAGUCCGUGAGUGUCUGAAACUGGACCAAGACCAUAAGCAAUGCUUCUCUCUAUAUAAGCAAGUAAAGAAACUCAAUAAGCAGAUUGAGUCUGCAGAGGAAUUCAUCAGAGAAGGCAGGUAUGAAGAUGCCAUCAGUAAAUAUGAUUCUGUAAUGAAAACUGAGCCAGAUGUCCCAGUUUACGCUACUCGUGCCAAAGAAAGGAUCUGCCAUUGUUUAUCAAAGAAUCAGCAGGCUACUGAAGCCAUAAAAGUCUGUACAGAAGUUCUGCAACUGGAACCAACCAAUGUGAAUGCUCUGAAAGACAGAGCAGAAGCUUAUUUGCUGGAAGACCUGUAUGAGGAAGCUAUUAAGGACUAUGAGACUGCUCAAGCCAAUAGUGAAAAUGACCAGCAGAUUCGGGAGGGGCUGGAACGUGCCCAGAAGAUGCUGAAACAAUCACAGAAGAGGGAUUACUAUAAAAUCUUGGGAGUAAAAAGAAAUGCUCGAAAGCAAGAAAUCAUAAAAGCUUACAGAAAGCUGGCAUCCCAGUGGCACCCUGAUAAUUUCCAGAGUGAGGAGGAGAAGAAGAAAGCAGAGAAAAAAUUCAUCGAUAUAGCAGCUGCUAAAGAAGUCCUCACUGACCCAGAAAUGAGGCGGAAGUUUGAUGCAGGAGAGGACCCACUGGAUGCAGAGAGUCAGCAAGGCGGAGGCAACCCUUUCCAUAGGAACUGGAACACGUGGCAAGGAUUCAACCCUUUUGGUUCUGGAGGAGGACCAUUUACAUUCAAAUUUCACUUCAGUUAGAGCCAAGACUGUUUCUGCUGGCUGCUGCUGUUUUAUACUUAAUUCGUUGAAAAAUAAAAAGUCUCUCAGUUCAAGACCCCAAAAUCUUAAUUUCUAAUGUUGUCCUUAACCCAGAGUCUUACUGCACUAGAAGAAAACUCCUUCUUUCUUUUAGGAUUCAGAGGGUUUGUUUUGUGGUGAGCUUGACAAGCUCAUACUGGCGUGGGGGGUGCUACUGCCUAUGUAUUUGUUGUGGAUAUGCAGGACAUGUUUAUUCCUAUGGAUGGAAAAAAAACGUUAAGAGGCUACUUAGGACAACACUUAAACACAAAUUUAGGACUCAAAGUAUAUGCUUAAAGAUAAAAAUGCAUGUAUAUAUUUUUCUGAAUUGGGGCAUAAUAAAUGUGGAAAGGGUAGUGAUGAUAGUCUCUAAGUUAACAAAUCGUUAGUCGUCGUGCUCAGCGGAAUGAUCCAUCUCUCAGUGUUCUUAAAAGGAAACCCUAGUGACCAUGUGCUGUAUUACUAUCAGCAGUGCCAUAGGUAGGGUGAAGAGGCCGCUUUUGGAAGGAGUCUGAACAAUUGCUCUGAAAGAAGAUGGCUUGUAAGUAAUUGUGUUUGAAAAUGUCUUAAUCACUUUCUUCAUUAACCUGAUAUGAAUUGGGAGGGUUUCCUUGGUGAUAAUUGUCAACUAUGAAAGUAAAACAAAAUACACUUGAUGUUUUUUUGAAAGACUUUCUGAGCGUGAUUUGGGAUGUUUAGGUAUCAUUUUUGAAUAGUUCGCACUUUAACAAAAUACCUGCUUGAGGUUUGGGCAAAAAAUGCGAUGUGACGUUUCCCUGACUAUGCAGCAAUUUGUUAUUUCCUCUGUACAUAAACUCAGAACUGAUACAGGUGGUGAGGUGAGCAUGCUGCAGACUGUAGGAAUGCGGUAUUAACUCUAGCCCUUCCCCUGGGAUACAACUUCACCUUUGCUGGGUGAGUUAAUCCAAUGGGAAAUCGUUGGAAGUCAUUUUAUGUAACAGUUGCAGUACUGCAAUACCGGCUGCCUGUGUACAAAAAGGACUAUGUUUCCAUUGGGCCCCACCUCUGACUGAGUGACUUUUUCUAUAUGCAGGUAGCUAAAAUUGGUUUAGUGUAGCGAUCGAACUGUGUGACCACAACAUGAGCUGUAAAUGCUGUGAGCGAGAGGCCUUCUCCGUCUGUAUCUGAGUAUAUCGCAAUAACUGAUGAGUUUCAGAAGCAAUUUUCUUAGAGGGAAGAGUGACAGAUCAUCAGUGUUUUCUUGAUUAGAUUUUGACUGGAAAACAAUAAUCAGUUGAUAGGAAUCUUGUCUCACUUCUGCUCAUAGCAUUGGAAAGCAUAAGCAGCUUCAGUAAAACAUGAAAUUAUCAAAUAAGGCCUUCAGUCUGAAGUGGGGAGUUUAUUACGGUGAGCGAAGUCUGUUGAAGCCUAAAUUGCUUCUUGGCUCAAGUACUUUACAAACGUAAUUUUGACACUGUGUGGCUUGGUAAAAUGUUUUUCAGUUUUUAAGGUCAGUGUUUGUUCAGAAAUUUAUCUUCAAGCUGAAGAGCAUAUGUGGCAAUUUCUAACAGUUGAUGGUAUGAGAAAAGCCCAGCAGCCUGUUUGAACUCCAGUGUCGGAUAUUUUCCAAGUUGAAUGACUUCCCAGAAGUUUGACUUUUGACCUGUCAGAAAGCUUUUUGUUUAAGCUCUGUAGAAGAUUCUCAGGAGGCUGUUGAUGCUGUUCUAGGCUGGCGUGGUUGUCCUCAGAGACAGGAACUCGCAGCACAAGAAAUACCCCAUUCCCCCACCGUAUCAGCCGAUGCAGACGGCUCUCCUCCAUGCAUGUGCUUUUUGCUCACAGCGAGUAGACGAUCGCUCGGCAGCUUUCGCGUACAGCAGCCUCUCCUGGCUGUCACCAGUCCUCUGUCCCCGACCAGGGACCUGGACCCCAGCGCACUUGCUGCACGCUGGCUGCUGCUGGGUGGCUGUCGCCUGUCGUUGCUCUGGAUAAACACUUUUAUAUCGCCUCGUUCACUGCAGAAGGGGCUGUUUUUAAAUUAACAUUGAUCAGGGUAAGCAAUAUGUCACACUUUGCACAAACAGAGUGCGGUCCAGGUAGUCACAGUAAAUAGUGCAGACAGCUGUGUUUGCAGGCUAGGGAGCUCCUGGAAUACAGCAUCUUUUAAAUGACUGCUUUUGUGUAGCGUUUUUAUUCUCAUCCUUCUCUCCUUUUAGAAGCUAUAGCUGAGAAAAUUGUUUCCUGGGUUUUAUUUAUUUGGUUUUUCAAGGGAAAGGAAUAAAUUGAGAGCCCCUCAUAGGUAAAUUAUUCCUCCAAGGCACUCUUAAAGCAGUGCCGGUUGGUUUCUGUAAGGCAAUGAAUGGGCAGUUCUGCUGUACCCUGGCAGCAGGCAGGGGUGAAAAGGAUUGUUUUGGGAAUGAAUGGGAAAGGGAAAAUUGCAUAUUAAAAGAAAAAAAGGCUUGAAUAUACCAGUACCUGAAGGGGCUGCAAGAGACCGGGGGAAGGACUGUUUACAAAGGCUUGUAGUGAUAGGAUGAGGGGCAGUGGGUAUAAACUGGAGAGGGGCAGAUUUAGACUAGACAAAAGGAAGAAUUUCUUCACCAUAAGAGUGGUGAGGGGCUGGAAGAGGUUGACCAGAGAAGUUGCGGCUGCCCCAUUCCUGGAGGUGUUCAAGGCCAGGUUGGGCAGCCUGAUCUAGUGGGAUGUGUCCCUGCCCAUGGCAGGGAGGUUGGAACUGGAUGAUUUUUAAGGUCUCUUCCAAUCCAAACUAUUCUAUGAAUGUAGUCAGAAGGAAGAUGAUGAUUAAAUGCAUGAAUGAUGUUCAUAGAUUCCCUCUGCGAGAGGCAGUGUGUUAAAACAAAAAAUGACAAUGGAGAGCAAGGCUUUCUGAUGCCGCGCAGCUGCUGAUCACAAGAAGUGUUACCACUCCAGCGCUGUUUUUAAGGUUGCAGGUGCUGGCUUUUAGCUCAGAGGAACUUCUGAAAACAGCAAAAGACAGAGUUGUGUUUAAAAGAACAAAGAUCUUUCUGUUUCAAAGAUCUCUGGCUACAGCAAAGCAUUUCCUGAUCGGACUUUAGAAGUGCUGGUGCCACACAGAGUGUUAAUGGGGCAGCGAUGCACAAGGAGGCGGAAUGUGCCCGUUUAUUUAUUUGUGGGUGUCUGUAGUGCAAUAAUGUACAGUAAUUGACCAUUGAAAUAAAUGUCUUUAUUUUAUAAACCCCGGGAUGUGCACGAAGCACUGUUACAGGAAUUGGCCUACAUUUCGAUGUGAAACUUCUCUCUUGCAUUCUCUCAUAGGGUUUAAUGAAACCACUUUCCAACUUGACUUAAAAUGAAAGGGGAGGGGAGCGUAUUUUCCUUGAUAUGUGCUUAAUACUGAUGUGUUAAUAAAUCGGUAUUAAAAAAGAUUAAAAGUGAAUUCUAAACUCAGCUCAAACUUUUGACAUACGCAAAAUAAGUGUGUCAGCUUCAACUUCUUAAAUAAAAAUCAAGCUUGUUCCUGUUUCAGUUUUCAGACCAAGUGUGUGGAAUCAGAAUUAUCCUUCUCUUUCAGGCUGUGAUUUGUAGGAGCUUUGCUGGGAAGGAGCCAGUAUAGCAGCACUGCAGGUUAGUUGUAUUUAAAAGUGCCUUACUGUAAGGUAGCGUUUGUUUGCUCUGUACUACACACUUUUAUCCAUGAAGUAGUAAAAAUAAAUGGGAGAAUAAUUUUCUUUUGCCCUCAGCAAAUCUGAAAGUAGCAGUUUUAUGUCUUGAGAAGGAUAAGUAAAGCUAGCCGGAGAUUUAACAAAUGUUUCAAAUUGUAAAAUGUCUUUAUAUAAAAUCAUGAAUCGAAAAAAGCAAGAACUGUUUUUUUUUCUAGAACUAUGGGAAUUAUUUUAUGGUAUUUUUCACAAUAAAGCUAUUUAUGAUGACA